Nematostella vectensis (starlet sea anemone) is the source of this 23367-nucleotide messenger RNA. RefSeq lists its product as uncharacterized. Bases 1815 to 23336 code for a protein of 7173 amino acids. The transcript has 100 exons. Gene Ontology annotation, molecular function: calcium ion binding. Lineage: Eukaryota; Metazoa; Cnidaria; Anthozoa; Actiniaria; Edwardsiidae. The record is from RefSeq and is a predicted model, not a curated record.
UUCUUACAAAUAAUGCAGAACAAAAUAUUUAUUAAUCGUACGAUUAUCCAAAGGCUAUCAAUGAAUGGAGGUGGCAUCGUUCAGAUGUUUCUUAUUACCUUUAUUCUUACGAAUCAUUAGUGAGUUAGCACCUUUUAAUGUAGAACUGCCAUUUUACAUUACACCCACCGCACUUGCAACGUUUUUUUUAAAUACGAGUAUUUGUUUUCUGAUGCGCAAACGAAUACACAUUUUGCCAUAUUGAAUAGCAAAUGGUGUUUCUAGACGCAAGAAACUAAACGAAUAAGAAAAGAAGAAGACGAGUUCCUAAAUAUAUACAUCCAACAGAUAUUUCUGCGAUGUACCGUUGCACUGGAUAGCUAAUUAAUUCAAAAGAUGAGAUUUCAGGUAUCAUCGUUUCAUCGGAUUUGUCCUUUUCGGUUGAUCGAUUGGUUAAUUCAUGGGGAUGAAAGUGUCAUAUAAUGAGAAUGUAAUGAGCAAAGACUUACCCACCCACCACAAAAGCAUCUAAUGUUAUUUGGAAACGAUCAGCGUUAUGUUUUAUGCUCAUCGAUGUGAUGAACUAGGUUAACCCGCUCUUAAGACGUCAAUAAAUCAAAACAGGAUCUAGAAGUUUUUAUGUUGUGUGCGUCCUUGAAAACAUAACUGUAUAGAUCUCAAAAAGAGGCUGAAGCUCGAAACGUGAGUGGAAAUAACUCUUUCUUGGAGAGGCCUACAACAUCUAAAUUCAAUAGAUCAUUUUUUGAAAUCUCCCUGUUUUCACAACGCCUGCGCAGUCUGCGCAUCUAGUGUUUUCUUCAACUUGAUUGUUUUUUUCUUCUUCUAUUUAUAACGCAUUUCCUCAAGUCUAGUAAAAACUCUCACAUAUCGUCGAAAAUCCUUAAACAUCUCAAACUUUUUAUGAAUUCUGAUACUAGCUUAACCCCAAAAAUAGACGAAUUGCUAUGUUUUUGCCUGUUGAUGGUUGUUUCUAGAAUAAUUACUUUACAUGUGCGUCAUACCAAUUUAUAAUGAUACAUAUUUUUUUACGCAGCACUUUUUUAGAACAACGUUAUCUUUCCGGGUGGACCUCGAGUUAGAAAUCUUUUUAACAAUAUUUUGAUAAAGGAUUUAACUUUUCAGUAUGGGAUAUGUGCGUUCGAUUAAACACGAUGAGAAGUUUCAUUUGCAGCGAACGGGGCAAAAUAAAUAUAAAACUACCACUUCACAAUGCCAACCUAGACCUUUUGGUAGUCAGCAUAUUUGCCCUCUUGUUGUAGUACUUCACAUAAUUAUUUGUUUUGACAUUUUCUUGGCAGGGGGCAUAUCAGUUAUCAACAACACCUUUCCUUUCUUCUUGGAACAGAUAGUUGUAAUAUAAUAUUUCCUUUAACAGUAAGUUUCAUAGUACAGUCUUGUUUUCAUUCUACCUUAUGCGCUUUUUAUUUAUCAGCGAUAUCACUAACCUACAUUUCGAUUGCGGGCUAGUCUAGUAAAUUUGUGAUUUGUUUUUUCGGAAACUUCGAGAAUUGUAAUUAUCGUUCUUAUGUUCUAUUAGAGUCGUGCAGCAUUCUGAGUCUGUUAAUGGGACCCAUAAAUCAGCACAAUAAAAACGAACUGGCAGUUCUGGUAUCGUAUUGGCAGCAGAUAUACUAAAUGAUAACUUGAGCUUACUUAAGCAACCACCCAUGCUUGACCCUCUGGAACGCAACUUGGAGUACUCACACAUUCCUUUACACUGUGAAAGAGAAAUCGUAUUGAGAGGAGUAAGAAAAUAAGAGUCAAUGGAUUCUAGAUAAUUUUUAAAGAGUUUCUUAUGAAAAACAUUUGCAGUCAUGGACUACAACAUACGACUUCAGCAAAUUCUCUGUUUCUCUAUAGUAGCGCUAGUUUGCAUUAGAGUUGUUAAUGCAGAUUGCUCUAGCGCUCCCUGUCAAAAUGGCGGAACUUGCACAGUUGUUUCCGGUGGGUACAGCUGCGCAUGUCUGCCAGGAUUUACCGGUAACGACUGUGAAAACGGACAAUAUUUUGAAUAUGAAAGACUAGGAUGCUAUAAAGAUGCGGCUCUCGCAGCCAUAGAUACCCUUGAGGGGCUAGACCCGAUUUUAGACGGCUCCCCAAGUGUUCGGACUCACGCCAUACGCAAAUGCGCCUUAGUCGCUGUAAACAGAGGCUACACAGUAUUCGCUGUACAGGACGGCGGAAAGUGUAUGUCUGCGGACGACGCGCAUUUGACCUACUUCAAGUACGGCACAUCAUCAUCAUGCGUGGAUGGCAAGGGUGGAGUCCUGGCCAACGAUGUCUACGUCCUGGGUGCGAAAUGUGGGAAUUUCAUCCAGAACGAUAUUAUGCGCAAGUCAUCAAACUUAUUCCAAGCCUCUUCGUUCAAGGAUGGCUUACGGGGUAUACCUGUUGUGGGUCAGAGUUUUGCUUGGUGUCCUACAAGUGGUGAUUCUAAUCCUUACCUGCAAAUCGAUGCUGGCAAAAAGAUAUAUCUUACGUCAGUCACGAUCCAAGGCAAGGUCGGAGGAUCAACCGACUCCUUCCCAUCACAAGUCUGCAUGCAGACAUUUGAGUCGGGGGCGUACAAGGAUGUCAAUAGAAAUUAUACUUCUAGCUUGUACAAAGCUGCGCCCCCAGCAUAUCUUGGUGGGACACCUGACACAGUAACCACGAUAGAGCUUGCAAGCUCUGUCAGUAGCCAAACGCUAAAGAUCUCGCCACGGGGAACCCUCGGCACUACCAGUACGGGCUUGUGCUUUCGCGUAGAAGCUUAUUCCUGCAGUAGUCCUAGCAAUUGUGUCCCACUAAUCAACGCCUCACCAACUCCUCUUACUGUAUCUGCAUUUUCGGCAAGCUCAACACUUUCUGGAUCAUUAACUACUCCACCAUUUUUGAACGGAGGUUCAGCCUGGUGUCCGAGAUUCCACAGAACGUGGGAAGAAUGGUUGCAAGUAGAUUUCGGUUCUGCCGUAAGCAUAUCUAAGGUAGCCAUCCAAGGGAAACCUUCCGCUACCGAGUGGCCGUUUGCUGUUGGGCUUGAAUCAGCGGCCGGAGUUAUUUCCCGACCUGCGUCAGUAUGUGAGCUGCUCCCACCCAUCCGCUUUGACACUGAGACAAAUUCAAACAGAUCGCGAGUGUUCUCCAACGCUGAGUUUUCUGGUGAUGCCGCGUUCAUCCAGUCCCAAAAUGCAAUAAGGCUCAUCCCUAAGGAGCCAUUCAGGCAGGCAGACGGUGGAGAGCUUUGCAUAAGAGCAGAGUUAACAGGCUGUUUAGCUACCGUAGCGGGCGGGGAGAACAUUACUUCAGGUUGCAUCAAAACAGUACACGGCAAAUGCUGCAUAUUCCCGUUCGUGUAUAACGCAACGUCACAAUACUCCGCCCCAAAGGUUGAUCACAACAAAGCUUGGUGUAGUACAACCGACAAUUACGAUCGCGAUGGUCUCUGGGACUCUGUCCCAGAUUCAUUCAAGCCUUGUGACAGCCGGCCUUGCGGUGACCACAGUUCCUCUUGUGAUCAAGAUACUGUAGCCUGGAUGUACACGUGCACUUGCACUGGGGAUUACUAUGGACCAAACUGUCGGCAAUUGAGAGACGUUGCAAAGCCUUGUACCACAAAUAUUUGCGAGAAUGGUGGAACAUGCGCUCAAUAUCUCGGUGGAGCUAACUGCACCUGCCCUGCUGGAUGGAACGGCACUCGGUGUGAGAUCGAUAUUAAUGAGUGCGCUGCUGUGGAUGCUUGCCCAUCCGGUCGAUCUUGUGCUAACUACCAUGGAGGAUUUAGUUGCAUCUGUCUGGAAGGGUUUUAUGGCAUUAACUGCACAAACAAAAACCCUGGAAUGCUGGAUUUUGUCAUUUUCAUGGACGCAUCCCAGGCCGUCGGCCUAAAAAAUUUCAAGAAAAAUCUCGACUUCGCCAAAUUGCUGAUAGACGGAUACGCGAUUGCACCAGAUAAAACACGUGUCGCAGUCGUUGUCUUCGCUUCCAAUUCAAAAAUAACGUUUCACUUUUCUGAAUCCUUUAACAAAACAAUAGUAAAAGAAGGACUCAGUAAUAGUGAAUUCCUCAACGGUUCAGACUCCAACCUUGGAUCAGCUUUAGAGUUAGCAAGGCUACAGAUUUUUAGCCUUGCACGGCCAGAUGCACACAAAUUCGGAGUCAUGAUCACUUCAAGAGCGUCGUCUGACAGCGCUUCUGUGCCCGCUUCGGGUGUUCGUGACUUAGGGGUGAACCUGGCUGCUGCUGGAGUCGGCGCCGGUGUUUCUCUUGUUGAAUUGAAAGACUUAACCGGCGUAGACUCGAAUGUUUUCACAACAACGACCUACGACGGGCUCAAUUCAUUGGUUGAAAGUAUUAGAAAUGCCGUUGGAAAUGCUCCCUUGAAAGUGGUGUGUAACGCUAAUGCAUGUAAAAACGGUGGUACCUGCAAUGUCUAUGGUGUCGGAUUCAACUGUACAUGUCCUAUCCAAUGGACUGGUGCUGACUGCAGUGUUGACGUCGAUGAGUGCGCAUCGAGUCCCUGCUUGGGAGGAAAGGUCUGUUCGAACUAUGAUGGAGGUUACCGAUGCAACUGCCCGCCUGGAUACUUUGGAGAAAACUGCGAUCAAACAAUCACCGAGAAGUUGGAUGUAGCAUUCAUAAUCGAGUCAUCUAGUCGUGUUGACUCCAGUAAUUUUAAAGAUGUUCUAGCCUUUGCUAAAACUGUUGCGAAAGGUUAUCCCAUCUCUUCCACCGAUACACGAUUUGCACUUAUCACAUACGCCUCAAAUACAAAUGUCCACCUAAACUUCACUGGGUCCUCCGAUCAAGCCGCUGUGCUGGCAGCUCUGGAUAGCUGCCCCUAUCUCGGAGAACCCAUACCAAAGAGAGGGAAUGCCCUUGAACACGCACGAACUGAAGUGUUCAAAGAUGCCCGUUCAGUAGCCACUAAAAUUGCCAUUGUAUUCACCUGGGGCAUGUCUAGUGAUGACGUGGAGGGGGCAGCAGCGAGGCUUCGGAGCGUGCCUGCCUACAUCUUCGGGUUUGGACUCGGUGAUAAGGUGUCACUUCCUGAACUACGCGUGAUGGCGUCAACUCCUGAUUCGCAGUUUAUAAUCGCAGAUAAGAACAUCAAUGUUCUGGGCUCUUAUGUGGAUCGCCUAAGAAACGGAAUCGGAGGAGUCACGAACCCAUGUAGCAGCAGUCCAUGUUUGAACGGUGGAAGUUGUGUAAAAACCUCGAACAGUUACAACUGCACUUGUCGAGCAGCAUACAAUGGAGACAGAUGUGAAAACGGAAUCUCGUACACAUACUCAAGAUUAGGAUGCUUCGCCGAUAACGCCACGCGUCUGAUCCAGAGCCUUGAAGGCAGUGACCCAGUAAUUCUGGAUGGCUCAUAUAGUACAAGAACUGAUGCGCUGCUUAAAUGCGCCCUCAAGGCUGUCAUGCUAGGACAUAGCGUGUUCGCAUUACAAGAUGGCGGAAUGUGUAUGUCAGACGCAACUGCGCACCAGAACUACUUCAAGUACGGUGUCUCAGGCAGUUGUACCAACGGCACAGGAGGAAAGGAUGCUAAUGAUGUUUAUCUUGUCGGAGCAAAAUACGGUCAGUUGAUGAAGGGCUCAAUCCUCCUCUCGCAUGCAUCGGUGCUCGGCUCAUCAUAUUACAACGGGUCACGUGGGUUCCCUUUUAUUGGUGAAAGCUAUUCAUGGUGCCCCAGUUCCAGCGACAAGGAUCCCUACUUGCAGAUAGAUUUUCCCCAGAAGAUUUACAUUACAUCGCUGUCCCUGCAAGGCCAGUCGGGACCUCCGGAGGCAUCUUACCCUGACAACGCAUGCGUUAAGUUUAUGAAGAAACCUGAUGAUACAGAGUAUACGGAGCUGACACGCUCAACGACUUCAUGCCUGUACACUGGUGCCCUUCCUCCUCAUCGCGGUGGUACAGCAGAUCAAAUCGCUAAGAUUGCUUUGCCAGAGCCCGUCCUCACGCGAUAUCUGCGGAUCAUACCCAAAGGACCUCUAGAUCCGGCUUCAGGAACGAGUGAUGGUCUGUGUCUCCGGGUCGAGGCUUAUUCUUGCACAGGAGGAAACUGUACUGCUCUUAUCAAGGGUGUCCUCACAACAGCUGCUUUUAGUGCAUCAACCAUCAGAGGUGGUUCCAUCUCUAGUCCCCCUGUUCUUGAUGGUGUGUACGCCUGGUGUCCAUUAGAAGCAAAGAACUUAGAAGAAUAUAUAGAAAUCGACUUUGGCAAGAAUGUGGACAUCUCUGUGGUAGACAUCCAGGGCAAAGCAAACGCCAGUGAAUGGCCCUACCGUGUAUGUCUCCAGAGCAAACCGGAUGGUGUGAACUUGGCGAACAUCUCAAACAGCCAGGAUCAGUGUGAUCUUCUACCGCCCUUAGAGGCCAACCACAACCCUGAUAUGAUUCGCACGGCAGACCUUUCUGAUGCGUAUAUCCUUGGAGCUCAGGCCUCUCUCGAGGCUACAAAGUCCAUCCGUAUAUAUCCUAAAGAGCCGAGUCGUGUGGGUCACGAGGGCCUCUGCAUGAGGAUCGGCAUUCAAGCUAUGCUUGCUUCAAAUGCUGGCGGUGAAAAGCUAAUCAACGGGUGUGUUAAAACAAUCAGUAGCAAAUGUUGUCAGUUCCCGUUUCGCUACAAGGGAAAUAUGCAUUACACUGCCACCAAAAUGGACCACAACCAACCAUGGUGUGCUACUACUGAUGACUUUGAUCGAGAUCAUUUAUGGGAUAACCUUCCAGUUUCAUUUGAACCAUGUGACAGUAAGCCAUGCGGGGCGGGCGCGACGUGCACGCACAAUCUCGUGGCCUGGAACUACACAUGCGCCUGCAAGCCUGGCUACUACGGAGACAACUGUGCAGAUAUUGACGAAUGCACGAAUAAGCCAUGUUUGAAUGGAGGAUCCUGUACAAACCUACAAGGCGACUACAGAUGCUCUUGUGUCAGCGGAUACUGCGGAAAAUACUGCCAAAGUAGAUGUAACAAUUACAAACUCAACCUCGUUUUUGCCAUCGAUGGCUCAUCGACCGUGAACCGCUUUGUCCCCGAGAACUUCAAUCUACUGAAGGACUUUGUGAAGCAAAUAGCUUCCAAGGUGUCUCUUUCCGCGGUGGAUGCACAUCUUGGACUUGUGGUUUACUCCGACUCGGCUGAGACUGAGAUAAACCUGGGGCAACACACAAACUAUGCGGAUUUUGCUGCUGCUACUGACGCUGCAGUCUACCCAGGAGCUGGAUCUAACACAGCCGCUGCAUUAAACAAAACACUGGAAAUGUUCCUGUCUGGUCGGCAAGACGUUCGCAACUUCAUGAUUCUCGUGACCGAUGGGAUGUUGCUAGAUGAUGCUCGGUACUAUGCUGAUCAGCUGCGGGUUAAAAAUGCAACCCUGCUCGCAUACGGCUUAGGUAGUAACCUCGACAAGGCGCGACUAGAGUACCUCUCAGCAACACCAGCUAAAGAUUAUACAUUCUACGAAAACUUCCCAAACGUUCUUAACCAGAUCGAGAUGAUCAAGCAGCGUAUUUUCAUGGCGUUUGACGGCUGCACGUCCGUUCCAUGUGGGAUCGGAGGAAACUGUACGUCUCUUGACAAUUAUGGACUUUAUAGUUGUCAAUGUUUGGCAGGAUAUACUGGCCAGCACUGUGAAUCAGAUGUAGAUGAAUGUCUUGUUCCCGGUGUUUGUUCAAGUCCAAAGGAAUGUAUCAACUCAAUCGAUGGUUACGGAUGUCUCUGUCCUGGAAUGAAGUUUAAUGCCAACUGUACUAGUGAGGGGAAAACGAACUUCGAUAUUGUCUUUCUGGUGGAUGGUUCAGCCUACGUUAGAGAAUACAACUUCAAGUUAAUGCUGGACUUCAUAAAACGGUCAUUUGGUCAGUACGGUGUUUCUUUAGACGGAAACCAUGUGGCUGUUGUGACUUAUGCCAAAACAGCAAGUGUCGCUUUCCAACUGAAUUCACACUACACACAAGCUGCCAUCGAGACUGCAAUUGAUGCCAUUACUUACCCGAACGAGAAGGAGUCACUGAUGGGGAAAGGUCUUGCUGCUGUGAACAGCGUUUUCAAGACUUCCGGUCGCGCCGGAAUUCCUCAACUUCUCGUGAAACUAGUAAGGUCAACCUCUCUGGAUGACUUCAAGCCGGAGUCGGAAAAGCUCGAAGCUAAAGGGGUCAAGAAGUUUGCAGUAGGCAUGGGCGAUGGAUACAAUCUUGAAGAUCUCAAGGCUUUUGUUACUUUACCGGAAGAGGACCAUCUGCUGUCGCAUCCAUUCAGAAAUUUGAUCAAUUUUGUCGAUACGCUGAAAGAGAAAUUGGCUCUAGAGUCUGAUUCCUGUACCAAGCAGCCUUGUAAGAAUGGAGCAACUUGCACAAGUCAACCAGAUGGCGGAUACAAGUGCACUUGUACCUCGCGCUAUAAAGACGAGAACUGCACAACAUUGCGUACCGCAUGUACUGAUGAUAAACCAUGUAUCAAGGGCGCGUGCAACAUGACUGACAUUAUACUGAACACGUACAUAUGCACCUGCUUCCCUGGAUACACCGGAGUCAAAUGCAGUAUAGAUAUCAACGAGUGUGCCAACAGUAGUGCAUGUCCUGCUGAUAGAGUGUGUAUCAACUAUAGCGGAGGGUACCUUUGUGGGUGUCCUGCUGGUUUUUACGGUCCCAACUGCACUAAAGAAAACCCUCCGAUGCUUGAUUUAGCAUUUCUGAUUGACUCAUCGAAAGCUGUUGGAUUAGACAACUUCAAGCGCAGUCUCACCUACGCCAAACAGCUAGUCGAAGGAUACAACAUCGGACCUAACACGACCCGCGUUACUAUUGCCGUUUACGCCAGUACCAUAAGUAUUCGGCAUUCAUUCUUGUCAACUCAAACUCUUCCAGUUAUACAAAGCCGUAUCGAUACAUCUCCGUUUCUCAACCAGGAUGCCGCAAAUAUUGGUUCUGUGUUGAACACAGCAAAGACAAACCAAAAUCUAUUCUACAACGCACGCCCUGAUGCCAAGAAAGUUGCGAUCCUAGUUAGCGGUCGCAACUCCACAGAUAACUUUGCCUCACAAGCUGUGAGUCUGCGUGACUUUGGUGUCAAUAUAUUGAGUAUCGGUGCAGGAGAUGCCUACUCUCUUGAUGAACUGCGUACUAUUAGCAACAAUGACACUCACGUGUUCACUGUCCCGGAGCACGAGAAGCUGCUCUCACUUUACAACAACUUCACUACAUUGAUCGGAGAAGCACCCCUUGUCGUGGUAUGUGUCCCUCCAGUCUGUAAGAAUGGGGGUACUUGUAAUGCCUAUCCAACUGCAUAUAACUGCUCUUGUACACCUUUCUGGCAAGGAAGACACUGUACAAUAGAUGUUGACGAAUGUCUAUCCAAUACAACGUGCAUCGAUGGCAAACUGUGUGUUAACUUUGAAGGAGGGUUUCACUGUAAUUGCCCACCUGGCUUUUAUGGAGCUGACUGCACAGAAGAAAUCGCCAAAGUGGACGUCGGGUUCAUCAUUGAGUCUUCAAGAACCGUAGGCCUGGACAACUUCAAAACCGUGUCAACCUUUGUCAAGGAUAUUGUUAAGGGCUACGUUAUCUCUCAAAACGAUAGCCGCUUUGGUAUAAUAAUCGUGUCAUCUACCUUGAAAAUGCAGCUAAGGCUGACCGAGUCUUACAAUCAAACAGUCGUCUUUAACGCUAUCGACACUUCUCCGUUCUUCGAUGAGUCAGUCGUAAAAAUCGGUUCUGCCGUCAAGCUUGCCCGCUCAGAGGUCUUCAAAGAUGCAAGACCCGAUGCCACCAAAGUACUGAUUCCUAUUAUUUGGAGCAAGUCUGCUGAUGAUUUUGAAGGCGCGGCUUACGAGCUCAAGAAUUCUUCAGUGUUUAUAAUCGCUCUCGCUCUCUCGAACGGUGUUGACGCGAUCGAACUCAGAACGCUCCCGUCUUCUCCGUCAUCAGAUUACGUUAUCAAGGAAACAAGUAUGGUUAUGCUUGGAAGAAAAGUAAGAGAUGUCAGGCAGGCGAUAGCUGACGCUGGCACACCUUGCUCAAGCAACCCUUGUCAAAAUGGCGGAACAUGUACAGAGGCUGCUGCUGGUCGAUAUUCGUGUGCUUGUCCUGUUAGAUUUUCGGGAGAACACUGUGAAAAUGGUGUUACGUUUGAGUACAAAAGAUUAGGAUGCUUCGCCGAUAACGCCACGCGUCUGAUCCAGAGCCUUGAAGGCAGCGACCCACUAAUCCUGGAUGGCUCAUAUAGUACAAGAACUGAUGCGCUGCUUAAAUGCGCCCUCAAGGCUGUCAUGCUAGGACAUAGCGUGUUCGCAUUACAAGAUGGCGGAAUGUGUAUGUCAGACGCAACUGCGCACCAGAACUACUUCAAGUACGGUGUCUCAGGCAGUUGUACCAACGGCACAGGAGGAAAGGAUGCUAAUGAUGUUUAUCUUGUCGGAGCUAAUUACGGUGAUCUGCUCAGUAACGGGCUCAUGCAUAUGACCCCUGAGUGGUUCUCUGGGUCCUCUUACGUGGAUGCAUCUAGAGGUCUUCCUCAACUUAGUGGUGGCUACGCCUGGUGUCCUAGCACAAGUGACAAAGAUCCCUUUCUCAAGAUAGAUUUCCGUAAUAAGGUCUACAUGACCAGCCUAUCAAUCCAGGGUAAAAGCGGAGCAACAUCAGAUCCCUAUCCAGACAACGUUUGCGUCAGUUACCUAUCCGGUGCUAGUGAUACGUACACUCAGAUCAACAGGACCGACACAUCUUGCCUUUAUACUGGCUCCCUUCCUCCCCACCGUGGUGGAACUGCAGACCAAAUCGCUAAGAUUGAGCUUCCAGAGCCCGUCUCCACGCGAUAUCUGCGAAUUGUACCAAAAGGACCGCUAGACCCGGCUUCAGGAACGAGUGAUGGUCUGUGUCUCCGGGUAGAGGCUUAUGCUUGUCCAGGAGGAGUAUGUACUGCACUCGUGAAUGGAACCCUCACUGGGAGCGCAUUUACUGCGUCAAGUAACAGAGACGGGUCCUUCCCAAGCCCUCCAGUUAUCGGUGGCUCAUAUGCCUGGUGUCCAUCGGCUGCCACAGGCUGGAACGAAUACCUGGAGAUCGAUUUCGGUUCGGACAAGAGUAUAUCUGUCAUCGAUAUUCAAGGGAAAUCUGGCUCCAGCGAAUGGCCUUACGCUGUUUGCCUCCAAAAAGCGUCUGCCGCUGAUAUACUGCAUACUAAAUCCGAAUGUAACCUUUUCUCCCUGUUCGAAGGAGGUGGAUCUCCACUUAAAAUCCGCAAAGCGACAUUUGCAUCGUCGCAGUUUGACGGGAAUAAAGGUCUCUACGAGAGCUUGCAGUCUAUUCAGAUCCGCCCAAGGCACCCAGCGCGUCUUGGUCCAGGUGGACUAUGCAUCAGAGCAGAAAUAGAAGGUCUUGUUGCCACAAUCAAAGGAGGAGAAAAGAUAUUCCCCGGUUGUAUUAAGACGGAGCGGAAUAAAUGCUGCAAGUUCCCGUUUCGCUACAAGGGGAAUUUGCAUUACACUGCCACAAAACUGGACCACAACAAGCCAUGGUGUGCUACUACUGAUGACUUUGAUCGAGAUCGUUUGUGGGAUAACAUGAAAGUCGACUUCAAGCCAUGCGAUGCUAGUCCAUGUAGGGGUAAUGGUGCGUGUAGCCAGGUCACCCCAGCAUUUACGUACACUUGUUACUGUGCAAACAAGGGCUUUUAUAGCGACAAGUGUAUAGACUUUGAUGAGUGCCUCAACAAGCCAUGUCUGAAUGGUGGGUCGUGCUUCAACAUGGACGGCGAGUACAGAUGCAAAUGUGCGAAAGGCUUCUGUGGCAAGAACUGCAAUUCAAAAUGUGAUAUCUAUAACAUCAACCUCGUGUUCGUGAUCGAUGGCUCUAACAGUGUUGUUCAACUCGGAGAAGACACUUUCCUCUUGAUCAAAGACUUUGUGAAAGGAAUAGCAUCAUCAUUUACCGUCUCGCCCGCCGACACACACCUGGGACUUCUUAUCUACGCAGACAGUCCCAAUAUUGAAGCUGGUUUGGGCGAGCACUCUUCGUACCAAGGCUUUGCUAAUGCUACUGAUAAAGCAAUCUUCCCUGGCGGAGGAACGGAUACUGCUGCUGCUCUAAACGCUACCUUAGCCAUGUUUGAUGCUGGAAGGAAGGGUGUGAAAGAUUUUGUAGUGCUAGUUACAGACGGAGGAUUGUACAACGACGCCCAGUCAUUCGCUGAUCAGCUGCGUGCAAAUGACGUUUACGUGAUUGCCUAUGGCAUGGGAAGUAACAUCGACGAUGGCCGCUUAAGUAAUCUGGCCUCCCAUGCUUUCUUUGGGGAGUACUCCACCAUUCUCUAUCAGUCAGAGAUGAUCAAAGAAAAAAUAUAUAGUACAUUUUAUGGCUGUUACAACAAUCCAUGCGGAAUUGCCGGGAACUGCUCCAGCUCAGGACUCAGCUACACUUGCAGCUGUGCCCUUAUAAGAACCGGAAGUAAAUGCGAAAAAGAUAUAAAUGAGUGUUUGACUCCCUCCAUCUGCCCAAGCACGUCUCCUUGCAUCAAUUCUAUUAAUGGAUAUGACUGUGUCUGUCCUGAUAUGAAAUUUGACUUUCCCUCUUGUACCAGAGACUGCUUGUCUCAUUUCGACAUCAUGUUCUUAUUGGACAGCUCCAUGUUUGUUGGAAAAGACAACUUCGAUCUGAUGGUGGACUUCGUUAAGAGAUUUGUGGAUGCAUUUCCAUUUGCAUUUGAAAAAAAUCACUUUGGCUUGAUUGUAUUUGGUGAGACUACACAAAAAGUGCGUUUCUUCAACUCUUUUGAUGUCGGUACCAUCAAAUACUAUAUCGAUCAGACCCAAUAUCUAGGACAGCGACAAACUCUUUUACAAAAAGGUUUAUCGGAGGUGAAAUCUGUUUUCCAAACGUAUGGCAGGACUUCAUUCCCCCGUAUUCUUUUCACAAUGUUGAGCUCGCACGCACUUGACGAUUUCGCCACUGUGGCUGCUGACCUGAGAAAAUCAGGCGUUAUGGUUUAUGCGGUUGGUGUCGAGAAGGGCUAUAACUCUGCCCAGCUGAGUGAGAUAGCUAACAAUCCGGACAGCAAAUACGUCCUGAAUACCACCUUCAGAGAUAUGUCCAAGUUCCUCAACACAAUGAAGAACAAAAUAUGCUUGGGAUUUAGCAAAUGCGUCCUGAAGCCUUGUCAGAAUGGCGGUACUUGUAACCCUCUUGAUAACACCGAAUACAACUGCACAUGUACCCCUAGAUAUCGCGGAUUCAACUGCACCAUACUUCGAACCGUAUGUACAGACGUUCAACCUUGCGACAAAGGCAACUGCAGUAUGAUUUCUAUACCAGAUGGCACUUACAAAUGCACUUGCAUCCCUGGUUAUAAGGGCGUCAACUGUACUGAGGACGUUGACGAGUGCCUUCAGACUGCCAUCUGCAAGAACGGGGGUACUUGCAUUAAUAGUAUUGGAAGCUAUUCCUGCAGCUGCUCAAAAAAUUUUACUGGAUACAACUGUGAAAUAGCGUGCAAAACACAGAUUUUAGAUUUGGCCUUCCUCGUCGAUGGAUCUGGUAACAUUGGAGAUGUAGAGAAAUCCAAAUUCGAUCAGCUGAAAGAUUUUGUUAGCACUCUGGCUAAAACUUUUAUCGUAUCUGAAAACGACGCGCACAUUGGUGUUGUGUUAUACUCCAACAAAUCUGAAAUAGUUCACCAGUUCAACCAAUCGUACACUCCCGCCGCUGUGGAAACAGCCAUUCAGGGUAUGGUUUAUCCUGGCUUUCCUGCAUACACUGGACAGGCUUUACAACUGGUACGCAAUGGGCUAUAUAAAGCGCCGAGUGCUAGGACAAAUGUUGUCAAGGUUCUUGUAGUGUUGACGUCGUCGACAUCGCUUGACAAUGUAACAAUCCCAGCGCAGCUUUUGCGGGAUGAUGAUGUCAUGAUUGUCGUGUUGGGAAUCGGUGAAAACAACGACUUGACGCAGCUAAAAGCUAUCGCUACCGAUCCAGACAGUUCGCACUUAAUUAUGACGACGGAACUUGGGAAUGCGACUACUCUGCAGAGGCUUUUACGGGAAAAAGUUUGUGAAGCGUCCGACAUGUGCGCCGUUUUCCCGUGUCUUCAUGGUGCUACUUGUAGCAGUGAUCUCAAGACAUAUACUUGUACUUGUACUCACUUCUGGAAGGGGACAAACUGCAGCAUAGAUGUGGAUGAAUGCUUCAAUGACCCUUGUACAAACGGUGGAGCCUGUAUAAACCUCCCAGGAGAUUAUGAGUGUGACUGCCCCAAUAAAUACACUGGAAAGAACUGUGAGAAAAGAACUCCUGAACGCCCCUUUGACUUGGUUCUUUUGCUAGAGGGCACUAAGAAAGUCACGAGCGAUGGAUUUACUAAGUUAAAGGCGUUCGCUGCUAAGGUUGUGGAUGCAUUUACUAUUGGUCCUUCAAAUACCCUAGUCGCAAUGGGUGUUUACGGAGAAACUGCAAUAGUAGUGUUCAACCUUGGAGACUUCACUGAUAAAAGUAAAACAAAGCAGAAAAUCAAAGACGCUGCAUAUCCAAAUGAAGACGCUAAUAACGUUGGAGAGGCUCUAAAGCUGGUCAAUCAGACCAUCCUAACCAAGAGCAGGCCCGACUCCCCUAACGUGGUGGUUGUAUUGACAAGCGAGGUGUCUAAUGACAAUGUUUCUGGUCCGGCUGGAGACUUAAAGGACAGCGGUGCUAUUAUUGUCGCCGUUGGAUACAACGAUAAGAAUAACGUGCCACAGCUUGGAGAAAUCACAGGCAAACCCGAGCUUGUUUUUAUCAAGGGCAUUGAUGACCUCAGCGGGUUCGCGCACGCUUUGUCAGGAGAGCUCAGUGCUGUUGUUGAUAAGUGCACAAGCUUUCCUUGUCAGAAUAGUGGAAAGUGUACCCCUACCGACUCCGAUUAUUACUGCACGUGCACUAGCGGAUUCAAUGGCACCAACUGUGAGAAGGACAUCGAUGAGUGUGCUACAGGAAACCCAUGCACAGGGGUUGCCAAUGUAUGCCACAACACGUAUGGCAGCUAUGAGUGCAUGUGUGAAACAGAAAUGUAUGGCCCUUACUGCAAUUACACCUGCGAAUCGUCAAUCGAUGUAGUGUUUGCCCUGGAUGGUACAAGCUUUACCAAACCGAUUGAAUUCUACCAAACAAUACAAUAUGUCAGAGCUACAGUCAAUUCCCUCAAUGUGUCAAGUGAUGGGACUUACGUCGGUGUUACGGUCUACGCAAAAAUCGGAGAACGUAUUAUUGACCUGAAGCAGUACUAUGAUAAGGCAACCCUUCUCUCGGCCAUUGAAAAUAUUGCGCAGCCUAAUUUGAACGUGAGAAAUCUCAACCAAGGUCUGAACAACACAAAAUUCCAACAGUUUGGACAAUCUGGCCGUUUAACUAAACAAAUACUGCUAGUGCUUAAUGGCGGGAAAGCUGCGGAUGAUCCUUCAGAAUCGGCUUGGUAUCUGCGAAAGGAACAAGUGGAGAUUUUCACUGUUGGUUUGGGAGAUCAGAAUUCGAGGGCUCAACUUCUUGAGAUUGCUUCGCAGCCAGUAGAUAAUCAUGUCUUCAUUAUGCCUUACAGCAAACUCGCCUCUUUUGUGAAGCGGACCAAAUUAGAAAUAUGCCAGGUUGCUGACCAGUGCUCUAGUUAUCCUUGUAAAAAUGGAGGCUCCUGCGCGAAUUCCGGAUCAUCAUAUAUCUGUACCUGUACUAGCGAGUUUACCGGAAAAAACUGCGAGAUUGUAAGAGACGCAUGUAAUCCAACGCCGUGUGGUAAUGGUGCUACGUGUAACAUCCUCAGUGCUGUAAACUAUACAUGCAUCUGUGCAGUCGGCUACACUGGGAAAAACUGUACACAGAAUGUGAACGAGUGUGAUGACCCAGCGCGUUGUCAAAACGGUGGUACAUGCCAGGAUCUGCAUGGUAGCUACAACUGCAAGUGCUCGCCAUUACAUGCCGGCCGUGACUGCCAGUGGGGCUGUCUUGAUCAAAAAGCGAAUAUUGCGUUUGUUGUGGAUGGCUCUUCAAGUAUAGAACGAGCUGGAGCAGGCAACUACGAGAGAAUUAAAACAUUCAUCAAGAGUGUCGUAUCGGCUUUGCGUGUUGGCCCGGACAACGUCCAUGUAGGAUUGGUGAAGUAUUCUACAUUCUCAGAUGUUGCGUUUCCGAUCGCUUCUCGGACCCAAAAUGAAACUCUAGAUGCUAUUGAUUUGAUUGCGUAUCGCGGAGGCUGGACAUAUACCGGCGAGGCGGUCGACUUGGCGCGAACUGAUCUCUUUGGUAGCGCCCCGAGGAAAGACGUUUUUAACGUACUCGUUGUUCUGACGGACGGCCAAGCACAGGAUUCUGUGGGACCACCUGCUCAGAGAGUCCGCGAUAGUGGCGUAUCUCUGUACUCCAUUGGUGUUGGAUGUUGUUAUUCACAAGGAGAGCUCAUAGAGAUGGCUGGUAGCUCGUCAAAUGUCUUCACGGCGAGCUUUGAAAAGCUUGGCGAAGUCGUCCAGGCUAUACGUGACAGGAUAUGUUUAGCCAUGAACUCCUGUUCUCUUGGACAUUGCAAGAACGGCGCAUCCUGUAUUAGUAUUAUUCCUGACCAGUAUAACUGCACAUGUACUGACAACUUCAAGGGACCUAAUUGCACUGAGGAUGUUAAUGAGUGUGAUGCCUCCCCGGGACCAUGCGUGCAUGGUGAAUGCUCCAACAACUACGGCUCGUUCAAGUGCAUUUGCGACAAAGGCUACAAGGGCGAGCUCUGUGAAAUAGAAAUCAAUGAGUGUCUUUACGUUCCCUGCAAGCAAAAGGCUGUAUGUACCAAUGUGCCUGGAGACUACUAUUGCGACUGCACCUUUCCCUUCAUCGGGAAGAAGUGCGAACAAGUAUUUACCGACCCGCCAAUUGAUAUACUGUUCCUGUUGGACGGAUCGAGUGAGGUCGGAUCUGAAAACUUCACCAAGUUCAUCAACUUUGCACAGAAGUUUGUUGACCCCUUCACGAUAGCUCCAAAUAAGACAAAUGUUGCCGCGGGAGUGUUCUCUGACGUAGGGAAAAUAAUAUUUGGAUUCAAAGAGCACCUUGAUAAUGUCAGCGUAGCCAACGCCAUUGGAAGUAUCGUUUAUCCAAACAAAAACGCACGCGAUAUCAAAGACGCCUUGGUCAAGGCACAAGACGAAGCACUAACAACAGAUAGGGAUUCUGCACCGGACACCAUCAUUAUUUUGACUGAUAAGAUUUCCGAAAACAUAUCAGUACCUGCUCAGGCUCUGAAGUCAGAUGGAGUCAAGGUUUUUGUGAUUGCAAUUGGAGAAAAUAGGAAAGUGCCUAUACUGAGGGAGGUACCAUCUGAGGAUAUUGAGGAUCAUCUUUUCACUCCAAGAAACUUCGAUAAUUUAAAGCCGCUACUACCUGAAGUACUUGGAAGUGUUAUUGCGGAUUACGAUCCAUGUUCGAAGAGUCCGUGCCUUAACGGUGGAACAUGCACAAUAGUAGGCGAGGACUACAACUGCACCUGUCGUCCAGGACUUAUUGGAAAACAGUGCGAGAUAGAUAUCGACGAGUGUAAAAACUCCAGUACUUGUGACUCUGGGAAAGUCUGCAUUAAUACAUACGGCAGCCAUGCGUGUGUCUGCAACGGCGACAAAUACGGUCCACACUGCAAUUAUACCUGCAAGUCUGAUAUCGAUCUGGUAUUUGCCAUCGACGGAUCAUCUUUUGUAUCUCUCAACAACUUCCGAAAGACUAUGGACUACGUAAGAGCAGUGUCACAGUCGCUUAAGAUUGCUGACAAUGCAACGCACGUUGGGGUCACGGUCUACUCAAAGGAUGGGCAAAACGUAAUCGAUCUCAAAAAACAUUACAACAAAGAUGACCUGAUCUCUUCCAUUGAAAACAUAUCAUAUCCUAAUCUUAGUUACCGGAACCUUGGUAAAGCUCUUGCGUCAAUCAAAACUGAUGUGUUUGCGAAUUCUGGUCGUGUCUCUACCCAAAUACUGAUGGUACUAAAUGGUGGAAAGUCAGAAGAUGAUCCAUCUGAUCCUGCCUUUAUGCUACACCAAAUUAAUGUUGUUGUAUUCGCGUAUGGUCUUGGCGAGAAUGAUGCCUCGGGCCAAAUGAAAGCCAUCGCUACAGAUCCAGAUAGCAAGCACAUGUUUACUAUGGGUUAUGAUCAACUGGCGUUUCUUGUGAAGCAAACUAAAAUGGAGUUGUGUCAAGUUGCGGAUCAGUGUUCUAGUUAUCCUUGCAAAAACGGCGGUACUUGCACAAACUCAGGACAGAGCUACACCUGCAAUUGCACAAGUGAUUAUAUCGGAGAACAUUGCGAAGAAAAAAUUGAUCCAUGCAAUCCAACCCCUUGUCAAAAUGGUGGAACUUGUGCGUCGCCUUCGUCAUCAAACUAUACUUGCACGUGUGCUCCUGGUUACACGGGAGAAAACUGCACAAACAAUGUGAACGAGUGUAAUGAUCCAGACCUUUGUAAGAAUGGAGGGGUAUGUAAAGAUUCCUUUGGCAGCUAUUCCUGUAAUUGCUCAUCGGCAUAUUCUGGAAAACACUGCGAGUUUGGCUGUAAUAUUAAGAAAGUCAACCUUGCCUUCGUCGUUGAUGCAUCAACAAGUGUAAAUCAGGAUGACCCAGGAAACUACCAAAGAAUGAAGAACCUGGUCAACAAUGUGAUUUCCACUUACAAGAUAUCUGAAAACGAUAUCAGUGUGGCAGUUCUUGUCUUUUCUAACACCUUCAAAGUGGAGAUUCGAUUUGGCGACUACUCCAGCCUUUCCCGUGUCAGCAGCGCCAUUGAUUCCUUGACCUACCUCAAUGGUUCGACCUACACUGGCGCAGCGCUGGACAAAGCAAAAACAGAAUUAUUUGAUAUGGCACCAAGAAGAAAUGUAUCAAAUUGUUUGGUGUUACUCACAGACGGUCAGUCCCAAGACCUCGUCUUCACUGCAGCUAAGCGACUUCGUGAUGCUGGUGUAACAAUAGUCAGCGUUGGUGUGGGCUGUUGUUACUCAAAGUCAGAGCUAGAGGAUAUAGCAUCUGGAUCUGACUAUGUGUUUACGUCAACGUUUGGUGACCUGGAAGCUAAUGCCUACAAAAUAAGAGAGCGAAUCUGCACAUCUGUCGAUAAAUGCGCGAAGGACCCUUGCAAGAAUGGAGCUACGUGUCAUAACGGUCCACGGGAUUUUACCUGUACUUGCGUAAAUGGCUUUACAGGAAAAGACUGUUCACAAGAUGUAAACGAGUGUGAGUCUACACCGUGUAACGAGAACCAGAACUGUAUCAACGCAUUCGGAUCAUUCUCAUGUGUUUGUAAAGAUGGUUUCAAAGACGUUGCAUGUCAGAUAGAUAUCGACGAGUGUCUAAACUUGCCAUGCAAACACGGAGGCACAUGCAACAACAAAGGCGGGUCCUACUCUUGUGAAUGCUCAACUGGUUAUGUCGGCAAAAAUUGUAAACAAAAUUUCACCGAUCCUACACUGGACGUUUUGUUUCUGUUGGAUGGCGCAAGUGAGGUCGGAGCUGACACUUUCUUAAAAUUCAUUAACUUCACCAAAAAGUUUAUCGAGCCAUUCACGAUUUCGGAAAACAAAACAAACGUUGCAGCGGGUGUGUUUGCCGAUGUUGGCAAGAUAGAGUUCCUGUUCACAGAGAAUUACGAUAAACCAUCGGUGUUGGCUGCUCUAGAUGGCAUUGCUUAUCCCAACAAGAAUGCUAGAAAUCUGUCUGACGCAAUGAUAAAGGCUAAGGAUGAGGCAUUCACGAAAGAUCGUGAUUCUGCACCGGAUAUUGUGGUCAUUCUGACGGACAAAAUAACAGAAAACGUGACGUUCCCCGCCAAAGCGCUGAAGGAUGAUGGAGUCAGAGUGUUUGUUAUAGCUAUAGGCGAAGACAAGAACGAUCCAUUACUGAGAGACAUACCAUCUGACCCGAAGGAAGAUCACCUGUUUACUCCUUUAAUUGAAGACCUUGAGCCGAUGCUGCCAGAGAUCCUUGGUGAAGUUCUUGCAGAUAUUGAACCUUGUACGAAAAAUCCUUGUCAAAAUGGAGGAACGUGCAUCCCCUCCGGACCUAGUGUCUACACUUGUACUUGUACCCCUGGUGUAACCGGCGCUAAUUGUGAAACCGAUGUCGACGAAUGCAGUAAUUCCAGUCUGUGUGGAGCCGAUAGAAUGUGUGUCAACACUUAUGGGAGCUUCCUUUGUCUUUGUACAGAAGAUAAAUACGGGCCACACUGCAAUUACACCUGCGAGUCUGGCAUUGAUUUGGUAUUUGCUGUUGACGGAUCUACUUUUGUUGGAUCGAGCAAUUUCCGCAAAUCGUUGGAAUACGCAAGAGCUGUGACUAGUUCCCUUAAUAUUUCUGAAUCUGCAACUCACGUUGGUGUCACAGUCUAUGGGAAGGUUGGACAAGCGGCGGUCUCCCUCAAGCAGUAUUAUGACAAAAGUAGUCUAACAAAAGCCAUCUCCAACGUAUCCUAUCCUAACGGGUUUGCAAGACAUCUUGGAGAGGGCUUGAAUCGUUCGAAAACGCACCAGUUUGACGUGUCAGGCCGUUCUACUAAGCAAGUCCUGAUAGUGUUGAUUGGUGGGAAGUCAGAUGACGAUCCGACAGUUGCUGCCUACGAGCUCUUGAAUUCUGGCACUGAAGUGUUUGUUCUAGGAUUGGGAAGCACCAACUCCUUAUCACAAUUAAAUCAAGUUGCAUCUGACCCGGACAGUAAGCACGUUAUUCUUAAGGAAUACGAGGGUCUUGCCGCCUAUGUAAGACAAACAAAGAUGGAAGUUUGCCAGGUUGCGAAUCAGUGUUCCAGUAAUCCAUGUCAGAACAAUGCGGAGUGCAAACACGCUGGAUCAACAUUCACCUGCUCUUGCACGGCUGGAUUUACAGGAGAUCUAUGUGACAAGGAAGUAGAUCCAUGCAACCCAACUCCAUGUCAGAACGGAGGGACUUGUAGUUUGACUUCUAACGGAACGGACUACUCGUGUACCUGUGCACCGAGUUUUACUGGAAAGAACUGUACAACUGACAUCGAUGAAUGUUCCGACCCGAAAUUAUGCAAAAACGGUGGUUUGUGCCAGAAUAAAGAAGGGGGAUACACGUGCAAUUGCACCUCCUCCUUCUCAGGAAAGAAUUGCGAAUUUGCUUGUAGCUACCAGAAAGUGAACCUCGCAUUUGUCGUCGAUGGAUCAGCUAGUGUUGAAUUACAGGGAGCUGGUAACUUCGGCAAGCUGAAAGAGUUUGUCAAGAGACUCGUUGGCUCAUUCAAGAUAAGCACCGACGAUGCACACAUUGCGCUAGUGAUGUACUCAACAACCGCCAAGGCAGAGUUUACUUUAAACAAGUUCUCCAGCGUUUCAGAUGUGCUUGCGGCGAUAGAUGCGUUGACAUACCCAUCAGGGUCUUCUUAUACUGGCAAAGCGCUUGAGAUGACCAAGACUGAGAUCUUUGACAAAGCCCCAAGGAAAGAUGCACUGAAUACUGUGAUUGUGAUAACUGAUGGUGAAUCGCAAGACUCAGUGUCAAGUACAGCUAAAGUUUUACGCGAUUCUGGUGUAACGGUUAUAAGUGUCGGUGUGGGCUGCUGUUCGCCUAAGAAAACACUUGAAGAAAUGGCGUCUAGUCCAGAAUAUGUGUUUACAAGUGCGUUUGAUGAUCUAGCUUUGAUUGAAGAGAACAUCAGGGAGAAGAUAUGUUUGGUUGUUGACAAGUGUGCUACCAAUCCUUGCAAGAACAGUGGGACUUGUACUAGCGUCUACUCAGACUUCAAUUGUACUUGUUCGAGUGGCUUUCAAGGGAAAGACUGCUCUCUUGAUGUAGAUGAAUGUAAAUCUUCACCAUGCAACAAAAACCAGAACUGCAUCAACUCGUUCGGAUCAUUCACCUGUGUCUGUAAAGACGGCUUCAAAGGAGACAACUGCGAAACAGAUAUCGACGAGUGUCUAAACUUGCCUUGCAAACACGGAGGCACAUGCAACAACAAAGGCGGGUCCUACUCCUGUGAAUGCUCAACUGGUUAUGUCGGCAAAAAUUGUAAACAAAAUUUCACCGAUCCUACACUGGACGUUUUGUUUCUGUUGGAUGGCGCAAGUGAGGUCGGAGCUGACACUUUCUUAAAAUUCAUUAACUUCACCAAAAAGUUUAUCGAGCCAUUCACGAUUUCGGAAAACAAAACAAACGUUGCAGCGGGUGUGUUUGCCGAUGUUGGCAAGAUAGAGUUCCUGUUCACAGAGAAUUACGAUAAACCAUCGGUGUUGGCUGCUCUAGAUGGCAUUGCUUAUCCCAACAAGAAUGCUAGAAAUCUGUCUGACGCAAUGAUAAAGGCUAAGGAUGAGGCAUUCACGAAAGAUCGUGAUUCUGCACCGGAUAUUGUGGUCAUUCUGACGGACAAAAUAACAGAAAACGUGACGUUCCCCGCCAAAGCGCUGAAGGAUGAUGGAGUCAGAGUGUUUGUUAUAGCUAUAGGCGAAGACAAGAACGAUCCAUUACUGAGAGACAUACCAUCUGACCCGAAGGAAGAUCACCUGUUUACUCCUUUAAUUGAAGACCUUGAGCCGAUGCUGCCAGAGAUCCUUGGUGAAGUUCUUGCAGAUAUUGAACCUUGUACGAAAAAUCCUUGUCAAAAUGGAGGAACGUGCAUCCCCUCCGGACCUAGUGUCUACACUUGUACUUGUACCCCUGGUGUAACCGGCGCUAAUUGUGAAACCGAUGUCGACGAAUGCAGUAAUUCCAGUCUGUGUGGAGCCGAUAGAAUGUGUGUCAACACUUAUGGGAGCUUCCUUUGUCUUUGUACAGAAGAUAAAUACGGGCCACACUGCAAUUACACCUGCGAGUCUGGCAUUGAUUUGGUAUUUGCUGUUGACGGAUCUACUUUUGUUGGAUCGAGCAAUUUCCGCAAAUCGUUGGAAUACGCAAGAGCUGUGACUAGUUCCCUGAAUAUUUCUGAAUCUGCAACUCACGUUGGUGUCACAGUCUAUGGGAAGGUUGGACAAGCGGCGGUCUCCCUCAAGCAGUAUUAUGACAAAAGUAGUCUAACAAAAGCCAUCUCCAACGUAUCCUAUCCUAACGGGUUUGCAAGACAUCUUGGAGAGGGCUUGAAUCGUUCGAAAACGCACCAGUUUGACGUGUCAGGCCGUUCUACUAAGCAAGUCCUGAUAGUGUUGAUUGGUGGGAAGUCAGAUGACGAUCCAACAGUUGCUGCCUACGAGCUCUUGAAUUCUGGCACUGAAGUGUUUGUUCUAGGAUUGGGAAGCACCAACUCCUUAUCACAAUUAAAUCAAGUUGCAUCUGACCCGGACAGUAAGCACGUUAUUCUUAAGGAAUACGAGGGUCUUGCCGCCUAUGUAAGACAAACAAAGAUGGAAGUUUGCCAGGGUAAGUGUUGACUACACUUUGGCUAAACGUAUAACGAUUAAG